CCUGUCGGGUUUCUCUCUCUCUCUCUCAAGACUUGAGAUCGAGUAAAAGAAAAACAAAAAAACAAAAAAACGAUUAUAACUCGACUAAAGGGCUCGAAAGUAAAAUAUUCUUUCCAAGUCUCUGUUCCUCGAAGAAGUAACGUGGGAUCGAUCGAUACGGCCAUUUUGCACGGCAACCGACAUCUUCAUCGGCCGCCAUCAUCAACCUUCAGGAGGAAGAACACCUCUUUCAACGAAAGAGAAAGAGAAAGAGGGAAAGAGAGAGAGAGGGAGGGAGGAAGUGAGAAGAAAAAGAUUUCAUCAAUAAAUCUAAACGAUAUAUCUUGAUCGUUAAUAUUAUCUACGAACGAUCGUGUCCAGUGUUGUCGUAAUAUAAUCAAGUUGGAUUACCGAUUACGUGUUAAAGGGGAAAGAAAGAAAAGGAACGAAAAUAAAUAAUAACACAGAGGAGAAGAAAUUAAAAAGUGUGAUUUGGUAUCGUUUGGUAGAGACGACGAACUCUUCUUAUAGUUAGUUUUAUCGAUCGUUUGACUCUACGGCCAUAUUACUUUCUCUCUCUCUCUCUCUCUUUCUCUCUCUCUCUCUCUUUUUCUAUAUAUACAUAUACACAUAGAUAUACCUCGAAAAGGGUACGUGCAGUAGCGUCGUGGGUGAAUUAUCGUAAAUACCCCAAAGUUAUACAAAUUGAAGAACAAGUAUUGACAAAAAGAAAAACUAGAGAAAGAGGAGGUGUCUAAGUAGGAUCCAAGGAAUUCGUUUAGGAUAUUUGUGUGAAAGGAUCGACCAGGAAAAAGGAAAAAAAGAAAAAGAGUUAAAGGAAGAGUAAGAAGAAGAAAAGGAAGAAGUGGUGGUGGUGGAGGCGGAGGAGCAAGUGGUGGUAGUGGUCGUGUCCUUCCGGUAGAAGGAAGAAGUCAGCAGGCUGGGAGGUCGGCUGAGCGAGGCGGUGGGUCCCGUCGUGGAGGAGGCCAUCGAGCCAGGGGAUGCAACCCCGCUGACGGGACCCUCGAGGGAGUCCUGGAUUCCUCGAGCACCCCCGCCCCCUCCGCCACGCGUUACGACACAAAGUCCACCGAGACCUCCGCCCACUACCAUUACAACAACAACUACUACUUCUACUGCUAUUAAUACUAAUACUAAUAUUAAUACUGAGUCCGAAGAAUCGCGAACUAACUCGGUGGCCCAAAAUCCAGAAACCCAACGUAAUUCGAAUCCUGCUGGACAACAACAGCAUAAUCCACACAACAAUCCGGGUGAUCACUCGGGCAAUCCAGGUGAUACCAGUGAGGAAACGAGUAAUCCCGGUAGUAACACUCAUCAAACUGCCCAGACCACUCAAACUCACCCCCAACAAGCUCAAACACAACAACAACAGCAACAACAACAACAACAACAGCAACAACAACAACAGCAGCAGCAGCAGCAGCAGCAGCAAGAACAACGAUCAACCAUGGGUACUGUUUUGUCAUUCAGUCCUAGGGAUCGGCGUGGCACCGUUUAUCCACCAACGGGUCAUCAACAUCCUAGCGAUUUUACGCUCAACAAUUUCAAUUACGAGCAAUUGAAUAAUGCGAAAAAUCGGGAGAACAAAAGUGCCGUUGCUACGGUAGCACCGGCACCACCUACGAGUCAUCCACCAUCGAACAAUAAUUCAUUGCAAAAUAAUAAUAUUAAUCUUAACAAUAACGACAAUGCAAGAAUAAUAUCGGAAAAGAAUGCAUUGGAAAAGAAUUUGAAGAAACAUUCGUUGUUCAUUAAUGCGUUAUCGUGGAAACGAUUCAGUACGGCAAACAAUAAUAAGAAAAAACUCGAUAACAAAAACAAAAAUAUCGCUUUUAGACAACCACUCGAUAACAUUCCCAUUGUCGAUAAGAACAAAAAUAUACAAACACCUCAGACAAAAGCACCAGCGUCUAACAACAACCAUACAACGCACAAUCCAACGUGCGAAAAAUUGGUACAGAAACCAUUGCCACCUGGACCAAGGAAAACCGUCAUCCAAGCGUCCACGUCAGAACUGCUAAAGUGCCUCGGCAUUUUCUUACGCAGGAAAUGCACGCGAUUAAGGGACUUCCAAGCUGGCGAUGCAGUAAUGUGGCUUAGAACAGUCGAUAGGAGUCUCCUGCUUCAGGGUUGGCAGGAUGUCACAUUCAUCAACCCAGCCAACGUAGUAUUCGUGUAUAUGCUUGUAAAAGAAUUAGUCGAUGGUGAAGAAGCUUCCGAGAGGGAACUUCAAGCAACCGUGCUAACGUGCCUCUAUUUGAGCUACAGUUACAUGGGCAAUGAGAUUAGUUAUCCUUUGAAGCCAUUCCUCGUUGAGGAUAGCAAGGAUAAAUUUUGGGAUAGGUGUCUGUUGAUCGUCAAUCGAUUGAGCUCUGAAAUGUUAAGAAUCAACAGCGAGCCUAAUUUCUUCACCGAAAUUUUCGCCGAACUGAAGGCUUGCGGAACAGACGAGCGUGGUAGCCUAUCUGGAAGUGGCCUCGAACGGAGUCUCGUCGUCUCCGGAGUCGCGGUACCCACCAAGGCGGCUUGACGGAGCUACACACAUCUGCGGGUGCGCAUCUACCCAUACGGUUGCGACGUUACGACGCUCUGACGACGGUCGUCACGACGACGAGGAGCUGCGAUCGCAGCUUGACCCCUCUGCAUCGACCUCGGCCUCGACCUCGACGUCGACGUUGCAACGCCAUCAAGAUUCUCAACAGCAACUCCAACUACCGCAACAACCACACCACCACCAGCAGCAACAACAAAAG
Molecule: messenger RNA, 2753 nt
Organism: Polistes dominula (European paper wasp)
Lineage: Eukaryota; Metazoa; Arthropoda; Insecta; Hymenoptera; Vespidae
Gene: Cdk5alpha
Product: Cdk5 activator-like protein
Biological process (GO): axon guidance
Cellular component (GO): protein kinase 5 complex; growth cone; cytoplasm
Molecular function (GO): cyclin-dependent protein serine/threonine kinase activator activity; protein kinase binding
Source: RefSeq, a predicted model, not a curated record